AUGUAGACUGAAAAUUAUCAAGAAUAUCCGGCACGUGUAAGCCGAGAUUUUAUCAAUGGAUCUUCACAAAAACAUCAAUACUGUCCAGAGAAGACAUCAUCAUUGCAUUCCAUAAAAGAAUAAAUCGUCUCUAUGAUGAUUUGGAAUAUUUAUGGAUAAGAUUAAGCAACCAAAAUAGCACAGCAGAAAUACUAAUAGCGCGAAGAUAUCUACUCGUUCCAGUAGGCGAUUUGAAGUUCGGUCACAAAGUCCCAAAUAUUAAUCUACUUAUUUUCUUUGCGAAGUCGACGCGUAUUCUCGCCAAUCAGAAAAUUCAAUAAAAGAAACAAGAUGAUUUCGGAUACGAUAGCGAACAUCACCAGUAUCCUUCAAAGUGCGGGAGAUUCCUGGAGACUCUCGAAAGAUGGGAAUCUUCAGGAGCUUCGUUCUACAAUCGACAGUAUCAUCCACGCGAAUCCGCGAUACGAGAACUAUUCGAGCACGAUCAUCGCCUUCCUCAGAGAUGAAAACGCGCUGGACCGCCGGGAUUCCCUGUACAUCGUGCUACCAAUCACAGUGAUCUACGUCGUGAUCUUCUUCACCGGCCUGAUCGGCAACAUCUCCACGUGCGUGGUAAUCGCGCGCAACAAGUCCAUGCAUACCGCUACCAAUUAUUAUCUCUUUAGCCUCGCAGUAUCUGAUCUGCUGCUACUCGUGUUUGGACUGCCGCCAGAGAUGUAUUACAUAUGGUCGCAUUAUCCGUAUGUCUUCGGCGAGGCAUUCUGUAUUAUUCAGAGCUUCGCUUCAGAGACCUCGGCUAAUGCCACCGUUCUCACCAUCACGGCUUUCACCAUCGAGAGGUACGUGGCGAUCUGUCAUCCCUUUAUUUCACAUACAAUGUCGAAACUAUCACGGGCGGUAAAAUUUGUGGUGGCGAUAUGGCUGUUGGCCCUCUGCCUCGCCGUACCACAAGCUAUUCAAUUUGGCAUCGUCUACGUCGACGACGCCGACAACGACACCGCCGUCUUGGACAGUGCAAGGUGCUCACUACGGUGGACACUAAUCGAGCAUGCGUUUGAGAUCUCAACCAUCCUAUUCUUUGUGCUGCCGAUGACAAUCAUCACCGUGCUGUACGUGUUGAUUGCCAUCAAAUUGCGACGCUCGAGCCUGCUAUCUACCACCGUCAGUAAAAGGCAUCAUAUUCACGGUGUAUUGAAUCACGUGGACAGCAGCAGAGGGAAAACGAACGCUCAAAGGAACGUUAUUCGCAUGCUCGUUGCGGUGGUGGUGGCCUUUUUCAUCUGCUGGGCGCCGUUUCACGCUCAAAGGCUGCUAGCUGUGUACGCUCAGAGCAGCUCGUCUGAACCGGAAGAUACCAUGGUCAUAGUCUACACCACGCUCACGUACGUGUCGGGAGUGUUCUACUAUUUAUCUACCACAGUGAAUCCUCUCCUCUACAAUAUCAUGUCUAACAAGUUCAGAGAGGCUUUCAAGUCGAUGCUGCCCAAGUAUUGCAUCAGGAAGUUCUCGUCUCACAAGGUCAUCCGUCGACAACCAACUUAUAGCAGUUUGUCGCGGUAUCAGAGGUCAAUAAGGCAUCGAUUCGAUGAUGCUCAACACUCGCCCUCGGUAUCCAUCAGCGACGAACAGCAACGAUUAACGCAUAUCGCACUGGCGAACACGAAUUUCUGCGAGCCAAAUGGACUCGUAAAGUCACAGAACGAGCGAGAGGGACAGCCUGCGAUUAAAGAAAUCGUAGGCUGCCAAGAUUAUACCAGAAGAGUGUCCAGGGACUCCGAUUGCAGCCAACUUACCAUGAUGACAACAUUGAGCAAGCAAGGCUUGAACAGUGAGGGCAACAAUAACACUAACGAGUGUCUCUUGAGGAUCCAGAGAUCGCCGAAAGCUGUCACUUUAGGAAUUCUCACGGAGAGACUGGGCAUUGGUACAAAAGGAUUCUUCGCGCUGCAUCGGAAGAAUUUGUUGACUAGUCCGAUGAAACCAAAAUUGGAAACCGCUAUUGCGAUGCGACCACGAUUUCAGAGUCAUCCGAGCAUUGAGAGCGCCAAUACGAUGAGCAACUCCAGUCUGCAGGACUUUGACGAGACCGAAUUCACCGAAACGGAGUCGUCGCCUUAUACACACACACAUACACACAUGGGCGAGUUAAAUUUCGAACUCGUCACUUGAUGUUCAUUUAUCUCGACAGAAUGUCGUCUCUCGAAUUAGACGCCGAGCUCAAAUCAAAUAACGCUCUUUGGUUGUGGAAACCGCGGCGCAGGUUUGUACAAACUUCUAAUUCAAGAGAAGGUCACAAUCAAGGCAAAUCUCGAUGCAACACAGAUUUAGCUACGUUCUAAACAGUUGCAUUAUCGAGAUAAUCAGCGGAACUUACAUCAAAGAUGAGAGAGUAUCGCAAAGAAUUAUUGUAAAAGAAGAAAAAAGGAACUGAUCCAAUCAUUACGAUCACAUAAAAAUAUACAAAAUAUGUGGAAAUUAAAACGAUAAUGUAAAUAAAAGACAUUAAAAUCAUCGCUUGUGGUUUGUGGACCUGAAAGGAACGCAUAAGCGCUUAUGCGUGUUGCUUUACGCAAAGAACCGAGCCGGAAAUUAUAACACGAAUACAAGAUGUAAAGCAUGCGUGAAUGUUUAAUAUCUAAAGUGCGAAUAUUAUACUUCCCUGUUCUAUAGUACGGCUGUUAAUAACGCUUCUCUGCAAACACGAGAGAGAAUUUGCAGAUG
This is a messenger RNA of Trachymyrmex septentrionalis, 2721 nucleotides long. RefSeq names its product neuromedin-U receptor 2-like. NCBI's taxonomy places the organism in Eukaryota, Metazoa, Arthropoda, Insecta, Hymenoptera, Formicidae. The record is from RefSeq and is a predicted model, not a curated record. Gene Ontology annotation, cellular component: plasma membrane. Gene Ontology annotation, biological process: neuropeptide signaling pathway. Gene Ontology annotation, molecular function: neuromedin U receptor activity.